Molecule: messenger RNA, 546 nt
Organism: Aspergillus mulundensis
Lineage: Eukaryota; Fungi; Ascomycota; Eurotiomycetes; Eurotiales; Aspergillaceae
Product: translocation channel protein TIM22
Exons: 3
Coding region: 1-546 (181 amino acids)
Biological process (GO): protein insertion into mitochondrial inner membrane
Cellular component (GO): TIM22 mitochondrial import inner membrane insertion complex
Molecular function (GO): transmembrane protein transporter activity
Source: RefSeq, a predicted model, not a curated record
AUGAACUUCCCCGGGAUGAGCGGCUCUUCCGCCGCAAGCAUGACCGGCUUCGGUGGCCUCGGAGGCAACAAUACGCAAGGCAUGACGGAGCAGGAGCAGGCUAUGGUGAAGAUGAUGCAAAGCGGCAUGGAAUCGUGCCCGCUCAAGACCGUCAUCUCCGGCGUGAUGGGUUUCGGUCUGGGUGGUAUGUUCGGAAUGUUCAUGGCGGGUAUGUCCUACGACUCCUCGCUCACCCCGCAAAGCCAAAACAUCGCGAACCUCCCCUGGCGCCAACAACUCAAGCACGGUUUCAAAGACAUGGGCUCGCGCUCUUGGUCGUCCGCGAAGAACUUCGGUAUUGUUGGCGCGCUGUAUUCGGGGACGGAGUGCUGCAUUGAGGGCCUGCGCGCGAAGAACGACCUCACGAACAGUGUGUCGGCGGGUUGCAUCACCGGUGGGAUUUUGGGUGCCAAGGCGGGGCCGCAGGCUGCUGCUUUUGGGUGUGUUGGUUUUGCGGCGUUCAGUGCGGCGAUUGAUGCUUAUAUGAGGAUGCCGGAGUCGGAUUAG